UUUGCUCCUAGAAAGAGCGUCAGAGAGAAAGCCAGGCUGCGCUUGAGAGAGUUCGAUGUGGGGGACAGGUUCUCCCACUUGCCGCUGGCCAAAGCCUCUGUCCUCCUGCCGCUGAUGGUGAGGGCGGGGAAGCUGCACCUGCUGCUCACGGUGCGGUCCAUGCAGCUGAGAAGAUCACCAGGGGAAGUGUGUUUUCCAGGAGGCAAAUGUGAAGCAAUUGAUAAAGAUGAAAUUGAUACUGCUGUUCGAGAAGCAAAGGAAGAAGUGGGACUCCAACCAGAGAAGGUGGAAAUCAUCUGUAGGCUUGUGCCUGGAAUUGAUAAAAUGAAUUACUUGGUAACACCAGUUGUAGGAUUUAUACAGGAUACAUUCCAGCCUACUCCUAAUCCUGAUGAAGUAAGCAAUGUUUUUGUCAUGCCAUUGGAAUACUUUGUCAAGCCCUUGAAUUACCAGACUGUGCCUUAUAAAACCUCAUCUGGUUACCAAGGUCGGAUGCAUUCCUUCACAUAUGAUGACCCGGAACAUAAAACGUCAUUCAGGAUAUGGGGACUUACUGCCCACUUUGCUGUAUUCCUUGCUCUUGUAAUUUUUAGAAAGAGACCUACUUUUGAAGUUGAUUAUGAUCUGGACAACUUAAUUUCAUCCUCUGAGAAUUACUUCAUGAAUUUAUAUGCAUCCAUGUAUGAAAGAAAGAAGAGUAAUAUAUAG
This is a messenger RNA of Nestor notabilis (Kea), 708 nucleotides long. It is a transcript of the gene NUDT7, whose product is annotated as nudix (nucleoside diphosphate linked moiety X)-type motif 7. Lineage: Eukaryota; Metazoa; Chordata; Aves; Psittaciformes; Psittacidae. The record is from RefSeq and is a predicted model, not a curated record. The transcript has 3 exons. Gene Ontology annotation, biological process: coenzyme A catabolic process; nucleoside diphosphate metabolic process. The annotation marks the transcript as partial. Gene Ontology annotation, molecular function: coenzyme A diphosphatase activity; acetyl-CoA hydrolase activity; magnesium ion binding.